AUGUCGUUCGCAAACGGGUCGGCUGAGAUCAAGGGUCCCGGCUGGACAGAGGCAUGGGCAUCGAUCAUGGAAGUGCUGUACUGUAGCCCCGCCUCGUUAGGGCGUCAUCAUCGAUUCAUUCCGCUACGACCUACCUUUCCGCCUCAUACGCAACACUUACUGGCGCCGCAAGAAGUGUUGGCAUUUCCCCUCUACCCUCCAUUGGAGGGAAAUUUGCGUCUUGCAACCGCCGCGGCAGAUCUCCCGCGUAUUGCGGACCUGAGCGUCUUGGGCUUCAGAGACUCGGAGAUCUUCCGCUUUGAGAGGCCUCGCUAUCAGGAAUUUCCUCAAGAUGCCGUCGCAGCCUUCUCCAACAUAUACCGCACUCAGCUCUUGGAUCCUCUUGCCAUUGUCGUCGUCGUCGAGGACUUGCGGUUGCCCGAGGACGAGACCGGCGCGACUCGCCAAACGGAACGGGUAGUGGUUGGAGUGGCCAGCUGGGAUCUACCUGAAGACUCACCGCGGAAGGGCCGGGCCAGUUCGUCGUGCCUAAUGUGGAUGACCCCUUACCUCAGCCUGAUCGCGAUCUCUGCCAACGUCGAUGGGAGCUCUUUACUCGAUUUAGUAAGGCUACAGAGAAGAAGAAACAGUAUCUGCGAUAAGCUGGUCGUCCAUCCACUAUACCAACGUCGUGGCCACGCCACAUCCAUGCUGCAAUGGUUUCUUGUGCUUUCGAGACAUGAUAAAAUCGACGCAGGGGUUAUACCUUCGCAUAUGGGCGAGCUAUUGUAUCUGGCCUUGGGUUACGAAAAGAUCGAUGAAGUUCCGGUCCCGGACGAUGGCGACACCCAGGGUUUCUCUCAACGGGUCUUGUUGUUCCACGCAACCGCUAAUAAGUAG
Mollisia scopiformis is the source of this 879-nucleotide messenger RNA. RefSeq lists its product as uncharacterized. The record is from RefSeq and is a predicted model, not a curated record. NCBI's taxonomy places the organism in Eukaryota, Fungi, Ascomycota, Leotiomycetes, Helotiales, Mollisiaceae. The coding region runs from base 1 to 879 and encodes 292 amino acids. The transcript is spliced from 3 exons.